Molecule: messenger RNA, 1109 nt
Organism: Carassius carassius (crucian carp)
Lineage: Eukaryota; Metazoa; Chordata; Actinopteri; Cypriniformes; Cyprinidae
Product: solute carrier family 25 member 45
Exons: 6
Coding region: 55-921 (288 amino acids)
Biological process (GO): transmembrane transport
Cellular component (GO): mitochondrion
Molecular function (GO): transmembrane transporter activity
Source: RefSeq, a predicted model, not a curated record
UCUAUAGAAUCGACUUUUAUUAUUGGUGUAUUUUACGAGUUUAAUGAAUGUGCCAUGCCGUUUGUGGAGUUCGUCGCAGGCUGGAUUUCAGGUGCUGUUGGUUUAGUUGUUGGCCACCCUUUGGACACCGUAAAGGUACGCUUGCAGACCCAGGCUGUGUAUAGAGGGGUAUUUGAUUGUGUGGCCAAAACAUACAAACAUGAAGGAUUUCAUGGAUUUUUUAAAGGCAUGUCAUUUCCUGUCGUCUCUGUUGCCAUUAGCAACGCUGUGGCUUUUGGUUCAUACACUAAUGCACUGGAUUACCUUACUCGGUCAAGUCACAACAAUUCUGACCAAAGCAAGCAGUCGUCACUCACUACUGUGUUCAUGGCCGGGUGUUUUUCAGGGUUAGCACAGUUGUUUUUUUCAGCGCCAAUAGACCUGGUUAAAGUGCGCCUGCAGAACCAGACGAAGUCAGGUGGGAAUAAGUACAGAGGCCCCAUACAUUGUAUUACUGUGAUUUUAAGAGAGGACGGGGUGAAAGGCCUUUUCAGAGGAAUAUGGGCUCUUGCCCUGCGGGACGUGCCUUGUUUUGGACUUUACUUCCUGCCAUAUGAGCUGAUCUGCAGGAUGCUGACUGAGAAAGGGAAGCAGCCAGGUAACACUGCUGUCCUGUUGGCCGGUGGUGUUGCUGGCGUGGUCACAUGGGCCUGUGCCACCCCCAUGGAUGUGGUGAAGGCUCGACUGCAGAUGUGUGGCGUUGGUGGUCGCAUGUACAGUGGUGUGCUGAACUGCAUUACUGUGAGUGUGCGUGAGGAGGGCAUGCGGGUCUUCUUCAAAGGCCUUCUUCUGAACAGCGUGAGAGCAUUCCCUGUGAACGCUGUGACAUUCCUUAGCUUUGAGAUGCUGCUGAGAGCCAUGACCGAAUUGCCUCAGGACUGAGGGACGCUGCAGGAUGAUGGAUUUUUGUAGGCCAAAACCAAGAAACAAGUUCGCAAAUUAGCAUUUCCAUCAGUUCCAUCAUUCUUUUAAUGGAGCAUUGGUUAAAUGGCUGAAAUAAGGUCGAUGGUCAACACAAGCUCAAUAUAUCUUAAAGGGUUAGUUCACCCAAAAAAGAAAAUUAGCCCAUU